AUGUCUAGCCAAACUUCCGAAAUUGUUUUGAGAGGCUCUAAAAUCUCUUGCCUAAAGAAUAUCUCAUCUCUCCGACCUUCCUCUGCCAAGUCCGCGAAAUCCAAAAGAAUCGCGGCCUCUCGCAUUCGUAGCUACCUCCAAGGCCCGUAUGCCUCUGUACCAUACGCAACAAUUGUCAAGAAUCCUCAAGCUAGUGUUCAUAAACAGUUCAACAGAGUGGCAGCCGCCGGAUAUAGAAUGGGUGCUAUGCUGGAGGAAUUCGAUAAGGCUUUUGAUGGUAAUAACAGUGGGGGGUAA
Botrytis porri is the source of this 297-nucleotide messenger RNA. RefSeq lists its product as uncharacterized. The record is from RefSeq and is a predicted model, not a curated record. Bases 1 to 297 code for a protein of 98 amino acids. The transcript has 2 exons. NCBI's taxonomy places the organism in Eukaryota, Fungi, Ascomycota, Leotiomycetes, Helotiales, Sclerotiniaceae.